Molecule: messenger RNA, 2328 nt
Organism: Phycodurus eques (leafy seadragon)
Lineage: Eukaryota; Metazoa; Chordata; Actinopteri; Syngnathiformes; Syngnathidae
Gene: aire
Product: autoimmune regulator
Exons: 14
Coding region: 1-2028 (675 amino acids)
Biological process (GO): humoral immune response; regulation of transcription by RNA polymerase II
Cellular component (GO): cytoplasm; nucleus
Molecular function (GO): DNA binding; translation regulator activity; DNA-binding transcription factor activity, RNA polymerase II-specific
Source: RefSeq, a predicted model, not a curated record
AUGUCCCAAGUGGAAGCCCUCGCAGACCCCAAACUUUGCUCGCUCCUAAAGGGUCUCCGUACGGACAUCGCCAUGGCCGUGGACGACGCCUUCCCGCUGGUUCACGGCUUGGCCGACAAGCACGUCAUCAGUGAGCAGAGGCUGAAGGACACCGUGGAGCAGGAGGGCAGAGAAGGGAUCCACAAGGCCUUGUACUCGCUGCUCUCCUGGGUACUGGACCAGAGUACUUCCACCGUGCGGGGCUUCUGGAGGAACCUGAACAAGGCCUACAACCUGGACAGCUACCCCAAGCUGCGACCACUCCUCGCUCCCCACAGUGCCGCCAGCGACGUUGCGUCUCCUCCAGGCAAGAGGACUCAUGGAAAAAAGAGGAGCCACAAGGAUAGAGAUGAUCAAUAUCGCACCAAGUCAAGCGACGGAUCUGCAGAGGGUAAAGUGAAGCUGUACAAAGUGAAGAGUGAAGUUCCUCCCCAGCAAGCAACAUGUGGCAAUACGUCAGUCCAGAAAGGAGGAGUCCCCUCGUCUUCAUCGUCUCUCUCCACCGGUGAGCUGUCAGGCAAGUGUGGAUCAUCUAAAGAGAAGUUCUUUAGCCCAGAUGGUAAGUCAUCCUCAGCUGAGGCAACACGCCGUGAAUUUAACAAAAAGCUACUACGAACAGUAUGUUCUAUUUUCCCUUGUGAAGGCAGCACUUUAUCUCCAAGAUGUCCAAUUACACUACCAGUUUGGCAGUCAGAAUUAGUGAACAAUUCUUACAAAAGGUGGGAGGAGGCCUCGCUCCACGCUGACCGUCCUAAUCAACACUACAUCCUCCCGAUCAGACUGAAGAUUUUGAGUGAGGUCCUUUUCAAAAGCAAGCUGCAUCACAUGGGCCUUGCAUCUGGGCAGCAUCCUCCGCAAUGGUCUGAGCAAAAAGAGCUCUCUUACAUUGCCUUUGAAGCUCCUAAGAUGAGGGCAAACACUUCAGACACCCAACUAUUUGUAUACAGACAUUUAAAAAGUCAAUUUUCCAUAAAUGGCACUCUUAGAUGUCUAUGUACACAUUGCAUGCAUUUGCCUGAUGUUUCCUCCUCAGGUUCUGCAAGAAAGUACAUCAAAGUGCCAGGAGACUUUAUCAAACGUAAAGAGCUGAAGUCCAAAGCUGCCAUGGCAACCUUUCAACACAAGACGGAGACAACAGCAGGCUCUGCACAGAGUCACCACAACGACGACGAGUGCGCUGCGUGCACAGACGGAGGCGAGUUGAUCUGUUGUGAUGGAUGUCCACGAGCUUUUCAUUUAACCUGCCUGGACCCUCCGCUCACAUCGAUCCCCAGGUUCAAGCAUGCACCUUCAAGAGAGCCGCUUAAAGGAGACGUCAUACGCCAGGGCGUCGUGACGAAGCGAGCGCCUACGCAGUGUUGCCAAUUUAGAGACUUUUCUGACCCCUCUCGCCAGGAUUUUUUUUUUAAACAUUUUGUGACUUUUGUUGUGUUAUUGGAGACCCCUCCCCAGUCAGAAUCGCCAUCACUCGCUAAUUUAUGCAUAAAUUGUGCCCGCAGCGGUUAUUGGCGAUGUGAGGGCUGCAGUGGCAGAGUGGGGAAAGAAGAGAAAACCCAGCAAGCUUUGCAACGUCCACGGACAAAAUCUAACACCUCUACUGUAGACAUGUCAUUCUUCCCCUUGCUGUCCUCUUCCACAGCCUCCGCCAAGGAGUGUCCAGACUCGUGUGGUAUUUGUCACCUGGGAGGAGGAGACCUCGCCCGCUGCUUCCAGUGUUCCAAGCGAUACCAUCGCCACUGCCACUUCCCCAAUGGGAGAUCCAUCUGCCUGUCGUGCUCCAUGGCGUUGGUCAGCACUGCAGAAAAGGAGGCCGAAUCAAAAUGUUUGCAGCUUCCCAUCCCGGUCCACAACCCACACGGCCAUGACCAGCGCUCAUCCGUACAUAAAGACGAAUUGGACUCCAUCCUGGGAGAUGCCUCCCUGGAUAGCAUCCUGCAAUGGGCUUUCCAUAACAUCCCUCAACCUCUUCUAAAUUCUCACGGAUGCUAACAGUGACUUGGAGUCAAGCACCUUCCAACUACGACUGCUACUUGUACUGUUACUAUGACUACUAUUGAAAACAAUUAAGUCAUUGUGCUUAAUAACAGCAAAGAACGCUGAGGAAUGCUGCAAAAGAGGAAACUGAAGUCAGUUGUUUUGCAUUUAAUGGCAUUUCAAGUUUUAAAGAAGACUGUAAUAAUAUGAUAAUAAUAUUUCACAUUAAUCAAAGUGUGACUGCAGAACAAAAUGUCUUGAAAAAUAUGCUCUUUAAAAGAAAUGUAAGAAAAUCACAAAAAAAAUCUACUUAAA